GAAGCCAGCCUCACAUUUCAGAGGCGCCGCCUCGCUAAACGCUCUGCUUCUUCAUUACCGCUCCAUCAUUGUAGCCUCAUUAAACGCUCUGCUUCUUCAUUAUCGCUCCAUCAUUGUAGCCUCAUUAAACGCUCUGCUCUUCAUUAUGACUCCAUCAUUGCUAAAAAUGUCUUUAAAUGUCCGAAGCAUUUGAUCUUUCUUCUAGCUUCUUCUCAUUAUCCGGUUUCAGACUGCAAUACGCCUUCUUUCUCGUCCUUCAUUUCUUCUCAUUUUUUCACUGGAAGAAAGAAUCCCAUCAAAGUUGAAAUCGUUCUUUUCUUUUCUAUUCUCUUUCGAUCCCUGCUUCCACAUCCUUCACACCAGAAAGAUGUUCGAUCAAUUGCCUGACUCGGACGGAGAAAUAGGGUCCGAGAUACUAAACUCUAGCCAGAGCUCAAGUAGCAACAGCUGCGAACGUUGCAGCAGCUUCUCCUCUCGCCUAUCCUUCGACGCCUCCGGUCCAGCUCCGCCACCGCCGGACUUACGCUCCAAACCUCACCGAUCCUCUGACCGGGCAUGGGCUGCGAUCCGCUCGCUGGCCGGCAACGAAAUAGGCCCUCGCGAUUUCCGACUUCUCCGCCAAAUCGGAAGCGGCGAUAUCAGCACUGUCUACCUCUGCCGCCUUCGAGAUGAUCAUUCCGCUUCCUCUUUGUACGCUAUGAAGGUUGUUGAUAGGCUGUCCCUUGCGAGGAAGAAGAAGCUUGGACGGGCCGACACGGAGCGGCGAAUUCUUCGGGAGUUAGAUCACCCUUUUUUGCCGAUCUUGUACGCCGACUUUGAUGCUUCCCCACACUAUUCGUGCGUGGUUAUGGAGUACUGUGGUGGCGGCAAUCUCCACUCUCUCCUGCACCGCAUGCCCGGCGGCCGCUUCUCCGUCUCCGCCGCCAGGUUUUACGCGGCGGAGGUUCUCCUGGCGCUGGAAUACCUCCACAUGCUCGGCAUCAUCUACCGCGACCUCAAGCCGGAGAACAUCCUCAUCAAAUCCGACGGCCACAUCAUGCUCUCCGACUUCGACCUCUCCCUCCACUCCUCCGCCUCCCCCGCCCUCGAGACCGUCAAGCCGACCUCAUGCUUCCUCGGCCGCCUCCUCCGGUCCAAGAAAACGGCGCCCGGUCGACUCUUCGUUGCGGAACCGCUCGGUGCUCGAUCCAACUCAUUCGUCGGGACCCACGAAUACGUCUCGCCGGAAGUCGCUGCCGGUCGGGCCCACGGAAGCGCCGUCGACUGGUAUGCCUUCGGCAUUUUUCUAUAUGAGCUGCUCUACGGCCGUACGCCCUUUGUGGGGCCAACUAAUGAGGCGACUCUCCGUAAUAUUCUCAACAAGCCGCUCGCAUUCCCGCGGCCGGCGGCGGGUGAAGCCGACGGCGCCGACGAGGCGGCAGCGAAAGACCUUAUUGCCGGGUUACUCGUUAAGGACCCGGCCGGCCGGCUCGGGUCACGCCGCGGGGCGGCCGAGAUAAAGGUUUGCCGUUUCUUUAAGGGGGUUAAUUUCGGGUUGAUUCGGUCGUGUCGGCCGCCGGUGCUGCCGGUGUUUCGGCGCGCCGCUUCGUGUCGGGAGGCAUCGAGGCUGGAUCGGUUCGAGGGCUUUUGAGACCGGCUGUCGGGUUUAUCCGGUGUACGUGGGUUCCACACUAUAAUGGACGAACAAUUAUUAG
Molecule: messenger RNA, 1694 nt
Organism: Dendrobium catenatum
Lineage: Eukaryota; Viridiplantae; Streptophyta; Magnoliopsida; Asparagales; Orchidaceae
Product: protein kinase PINOID
Exons: 2
Coding region: 368-1630 (420 amino acids)
Biological process (GO): protein phosphorylation
Cellular component (GO): cytoplasm; plasma membrane; nucleus
Molecular function (GO): ATP binding; protein serine/threonine kinase activity
Source: RefSeq, a predicted model, not a curated record